Messenger RNA from Leptomonas pyrrhocoris, 1572 nucleotides. RefSeq lists its product as hypothetical. NCBI's taxonomy places the organism in Eukaryota, Euglenozoa, Kinetoplastea, Trypanosomatida, Trypanosomatidae. The record is from RefSeq and is a predicted model, not a curated record. The coding region runs from base 331 to 1572 and encodes 413 amino acids. The transcript has a single exon.
GAGUGUUACGACGUCGUACUUCUCACCAAACAAGGAAAGAAAGCACACACUGUCGAGGACGGGCCAGUUUUGCCAGCUGUACUCAUCGUCAAACGGUGCCACCUAUAUAUAUAUAUCUGUACAUAUGUGGGUAUGAUCCUUGGCCUCUCAUAUAAAAAUCUGUUGCUUUCUUUCUUUCUUUCUUCUCUCUCCCAGCUUCCUCUCCACACUUUAGGUUUUUGCACUGGAGCACCGUUUUGAGACGCUUAGUUGCACGAGCGAAUUGUGUGGGGACUGUCGCUGUCCAACGUUGUUUCUUCUCUUUUCCUUUUGACAGUUUCUUUCUCCACCAUGCUCAUCAGCGGUGCCGAAGCGGCGCACCAGCCGCUAGCGCUCAGCGGCGCCGUGACGGACGACGGCCAAAGUGUGCGGCAGCCCAACUUGAACCUUACGGUGAACGGCGCCGGCUCGGAGGCCGCGACGACGAGCUUCCGAAAUAUCGGAACGGUCGGCGGCGGCACCAACUCCUCGCAGCGCCGCAGCAACCUCGUCCUCUUUGUGAAGUCGAACGACAACGAGUCGGACGGGCAGUCCCGUGGAGGGAACAACAACUCGAUGCCGUCGCAGCAGAGCGGUGGCGCGAACAGCUCCAAUAACUCGCUGGCAGGCAAAGAGGAUGGCGAGGAGGGAGAGCAGGAGGAUGCGCUGUCGCUUGCCGUCUCUACCGCAACCAGCGGCGCGUCCGCAGUGAUGAACGCGGUCGCCGGCGCCACUCGCAAGCCGCUGCUUACAGCAGCCAUCGUGCUGCUGUACUUCAUUUUAUUGGACAUCGUACUGCUGAAGGAGAACGAGCGACUGAACCGCAUUCUGCGCCGCGUCCGCGCCACCGACAACGACGCCCUCGUGUUGCUCUCCGCAAGCCUCGUUCGGCAGAGGAAGGAUGCCAAAAAGGAACUGCACGAAACCUUAGCAGGGAACGACGCGCCGGCGACGCUGGAGCGGUUGGAGAUGAUUCAGCACCGGGCCUUAGCGCUGGAGGGAGUCUGCAACCGCAGCAUUGCGCGGCUCCACAUGCAACUCAUGUUCCCCGGCUCGGUCGACGACCUUUCCUUUCUGAUUGAGGAGCAUGUUGCCUAUGAUGCGCAGCUGCAGCAACUUGCCGCGGACGAGCUGGAUUGGGUGCACACCGUCGUGUCGUCGUCGGUGGUGCGCAUGAGCGACAACGUCCCUGCGUGGCAGCGUUUCAGGCUCGGGUCGCGCGCGGCUGCCUUCGGGGCAUCCGCUGGCAGUGCUAGUGGCGACAACAAGGAGAGAGGGAGCUCCACGGGUGAGGACGGUGAGGAGUCGGAAGCUGAUACGGAGUCGAACCCGCUUCAAAAUGUGUAUCUUUUGCGAGCCAAGGAGCCUGCAGGUAGUAACGGCGCUGCUGCUGCUGCUGCUGCAGCGCGGAGAACAGCACGCAGUAAAAGCAAAGGAGCGCAGCGUGAGGAGGAGGAGACGGCGGCAGGAGAUGUUCUGUCGUUGUUUAAGAACAGAUUUUUUGCCUUUGUCCUCAUUUGCGUGCUCCUCGCUGCGGUGCUGCGGAUGGGGUGA